GAUAUCACUUCGCGUUUGUCACUCGAACCAGAGCUUCGAUAUCCGGUCGGAAAAGGGUUAUUUUCGUGAAGGAAACGCAAGCUUAUCAUGGCCAAAUUCUUGGUUGUUUUAUUGGCCGUAGCUGCUGCAGCAGUUGCGGAAAACAAUACCGAAAACAUCGAAGGUCAAGUGGUCAGGAAUACGAGGGGAAUCUGCUCCCAUCUGUCGAGCAUAAUCGGCGCCGCAUCCUCAGCCAACCAAUUGCGUAGCAGCGAGAGCAGCAGCAGCAGUGGAUCAUCUUCGAGCCCUCCUGCAUGCUCGUCCAUCCCAAGGACCCCAUCAGCUUCCAGCGGAAGCAUUUCUCCAGCUCCUCCUGCACCGGAACCUCAGACCCGAACUCAUUCCUCUCCGGCUGGUCCCCCUCAAGUGACGACGCGCGUUAUCGGGCAGAACGUCAGACAACUCGGCGACGGUCCUAAAACGACCAUCCGCGAAGGACCAUCCCACGUGAUAUCUGGAGGCAGUCCUCCCACCACCGCUCCGAGUCACCGUUCUGCACCUCCGGCCCAAAGCGGCCCAGCUCCAUCCUGCCAACCAGCUCCACCUUCGCCAAGCGGAUGCGGAUGCGGAUGCGGAUGCGGAUGUGGAUGUGGAUGCGGAUGCGGAUGUGGCGGUGGUGGAUGCGCACCAGCUCCUUGGAACAGACCUUCGGACCCCCAAACAUCAAGUCGCCAAGUCGAGUAUAUCCACAUUGAGCACCCACCCCAGAUCGUUGAAAAGGUUGUGGAGCACCACAUCGAGCACCCACCACAAAUCGUCGAGACCAUCGUUGAGACCGUGGUCGAGCAUCCUCCCCAGAUCAUCGAACACAACAACCAUGUCGUUGAGAACGUUCCCCAUGUUGUGAUCGCCAGAACCCGCUCCGAUUCCCAGCACGAAUCGUCUUCUCAGCUCCGCAUUCCUGGCAAGGGCAAGAAGUAUUAAGCCUUCUUCAGGAACUAACUUGGGCCCAGCUCCCAAUGACUGUGAAAAGGCCUGAACUCCGAAGCGGUUAAAACCUACUUGACCUUGUCGCACCUGCGGCACAAUGUAUUUUUAACUGGAAAUUACUUUAUUUCCAUUGUAUGGAUUUUAACGAAAAUAUAAUUAUAUUGACUCUAAAAA
This is a messenger RNA of Venturia canescens, 1143 nucleotides long. RefSeq names its product zinc finger CCHC domain-containing protein 14-like. The transcript has 2 exons. The record is from RefSeq and is a predicted model, not a curated record. Lineage: Eukaryota; Metazoa; Arthropoda; Insecta; Hymenoptera; Ichneumonidae. The coding region runs from base 88 to 963 and encodes 291 amino acids.